This is a messenger RNA of Electrophorus electricus (electric eel), 559 nucleotides long. RefSeq names its product ENY2 transcription and export complex 2 subunit (gene eny2). The record is from RefSeq and is a predicted model, not a curated record. NCBI's taxonomy places the organism in Eukaryota, Metazoa, Chordata, Actinopteri, Gymnotiformes, Gymnotidae. Gene Ontology annotation, cellular component: nuclear pore; SAGA complex. Gene Ontology annotation, biological process: mRNA export from nucleus; positive regulation of DNA-templated transcription. Gene Ontology annotation, molecular function: transcription coactivator activity.
AUUAUGCUAAUGUUUGAAACCUCUUUGGUAAAUUGUACAAUUAUCCAGUGUAGCUAGUUAGCUACCUAGAUGUAUCUUACAACACUAGUUCUGUCAAGUGAUGAAUAAAGAGUUACAGAUGAGGGCCACAAUUAACCAGAAGUUAAUUGAGAUGGGUGAAAGGGAGCGGCUGAAGGAAUUACUCAGAGCUAAACUUAUUGAGUGUGGAUGGAGAGAUCAGUUAAAAGCACACUGUAAAGAAGUCAUCAAAGAAAAGGGGAUUGAGAAUGUUACUGUAGAAGACUUGGUUGCUGGAGUUACACCUAAAGGAAGAGCCCUAGUCCCUGACAGUGUGAAGAAAGAACUUCUGCAGAGAAUAAGAGCCUUUCUAGCCCAGCAUUCUACAUGAUGAAUGAGAUGUAAUGCAUGACCCUAUGCCAACUGAAAUGCCACCAUAUUAGAUGUGAAUUGUUUUGGUUGUUUUUUUAUCUGAUUGUAUAUUGUCUCUAAGGAAAUGCAAGCAAAUCAAUUGAAUUAUUUUGUUUUUGCAACAAUAAAGUUUGCUUAUGUUUGUACUUAA